GUAACCGUGCCGCUGCUGCUAGGGUUUUGUUUAGCCGCCGCUGCUAGGGUUUUGAAUUGCCACUGCCAAGUCUAGUUCGUUAUGAAAAGAUAAAGAUUGAAAAGUUUGAUGGAAGUGAUUUUGGGUUUUGGAAGAUGCAAAUCGAGGAUGUUCUUUAUCAGAAAGACUAAUACCAAACGUUAUCGGGAGAAAAGCCAGAAAAGAUGAGAAAAGAUGAGUGAUGCAGAUUGGGCGAUUUUGGGCAGGAAAGCUUUGGGAGUGGUUAGAUUGUCAUUGGCGAAGAGUGUUGCUUUCAACAUAGUCAAUGAAACGACUACGCACGGGUUACUGAAAGCUUUGUCGAAUAUGUACGAGAAACCCUCAGCAUUGAACAAGGUGUUUUUGAUCAGACAGUUGGUUAACACCAGAAUGAGGGAGGGUGCUUCAGUUACCAUUCACAUCAACCAGUUUAAUUCGGUCAUAACUCGGUUAGGAUCAGUUGGAAUUAAGUUUGAUGAUGAACUUCAGGCAUUGCUGCUUUUAUCUUCUUUGCCUGACAGUUGCUCUGGAAGUGAAGACAUCAGACGCAGAAGUUCAAGGGAUUCUUCGAGUGCACUCUUGAGUACUGAAGGUAGAGGAAGAAGGAACAAAAGAGGAAGCAACAGUGGUAGAGGCAAGAGUCAGUCCAAGCAUCGGGAAGGAAUUGUCUGUUGGGAUUGCAAACAGACAGGACAUUUUAGAAGUCAGUGUCCGAAUGGUAAAAAGGAAGUGAAUACUACAGAAAGCUGCUCAGACAAUAGUGAUGAUGUGUUAAUCUGUAGCGUAGAGAGUAGUAUAGAUUCCUGGGUGAUGGAUUCUGGUACAUCUGUUCAUGCCACACCCAACAUGAAGAUGAUGAAGAAUCUGAAGAUUGGGGACUUUGUUGGAGCCACUUGGACUUUGAAAAACGUCAGAGUCAUUCCAAGCUUGAAGAGGAUGCUUAUCUCAGUUGGGCAGUUGGAUGAUUCGGGUCUUGAUGUUAAAUUUGGUGGUGGACAGUGGAAGGUGGUCAAAGGAAAUCUUGUUGUUGCUCGUGGCAAGAAAAGAGUUCGUUCUCAGUUUGUCUUAGAAGCCAUGAGAGUGAUAGAUGUAUCACACUCGGAGCUAGCAGAGAAAGAGAACGAGUCACGGGUUGUGACUGAUGAGUUGAAGCUCAGUGGGAGCUGGGAGCUUCAACAGGCCUUCAGAUAACUGAAGAGAAGGCCGCUGCAACUAGUGGAAAAUGAGGAUUACAAGAGUUAUAGAUGAUGAAGACUAAGGGGCGUUGUUCGAGCCUCCAAGGUAGUCAAACUCGCGAGUUGACUCGUACGAUUCUACGAUUUUGAGGAUCGGCAGUAGCUUACCGAUCUGGGACGGCUGCAGAAUCGUGAAAUCCAUGGACUCGUUCGGAUCGACGAUUCGGCUCGUGGAAACGCAGGAUUGGCUACAAUCGCCGAGUCUGAGAAGUCCAAAUAGUGUCUCUUCGAAAUCUCCUUCCAAUCGAUUCUGGAACUGCAAUUGGAUAGUCGCGCCUGUUGCGACUCCCAAUUUCUAUCGGAAACAGGUAUCUCCCUUUAUUUAUUCCCAAUUUCAAUAGGAAAGCAGCGUAAAUAGAUUCCCAAUUUGAAUAGGAAAGCAGCAUAUCAGACGUAUCUUCUUCUAUUUAUUUGGGAAUCGAGACUUCUCUGCGUAUCAGUCUUCCUUCUUCUUUUUUUUUUCUCCAGCGACAUUUUUUUUCUCCUGCGAAUCCUCUGUGUCUGUCGCAGGCUUCUUCUUUCUGCCUCUACUCUCUUACAAUGUCAAUCCCUGCUUCAGCCACUCCAUUUAGUAGACCAAUUGCAAAAAAUGCUCCUGGGCAGAAAACAGAUGUUGCUUGGGAACAUUGCAAAGCAAUUGAUUCUAGCAAUAGAAAGCUACAAUGUAAUUAUUGUAGCAAAGUCUAACCGGGGGGGUGUUCCGUAUGAAGCAUCACUUAGCAGGGACACAAAAGGAUGUGGGUGCUUGCAAAAGUGUUUCUGAUAAGUUGAGGCAAGAAAUGUGGGACAUUGUAGUUACCUCUAAAGAGAAAAGGCGAAAAGAGGAUGAAGACGAUGAUGAUGAUUGAGAAAAUGUUGGUUUCAAAAGAAAAAUCAAUGACGAGGUUGGUGAUGGAUCGAAUACUUUUUCCAAAAAAAGGGCGACCAAUCAAAGCACCAUUAAUAGCAUGUACAAGAAGAGUUUGAGAGAAGAUGCAUGUCUAGCAAUUUCGAGAUAUUACUUCAACAAUGCCAUAGCAUUCAACACGGCAAGAAGUGAAGAGUUUCGUAUCAUGUGUGAUUUGAUUACAAAACAUGGACCCGGAUUCAAGCCACCGUCAUAUCAUGAGAUCAGAGUAAAGUAUUUAAAACAAGAAGUGGAGUCGACAGAACGCAUUGUCAAUGAACAUAGGAGCGAAUG
Messenger RNA from Cuscuta campestris, 2433 nucleotides. Lineage: Eukaryota; Viridiplantae; Streptophyta; Magnoliopsida; Solanales; Convolvulaceae. The record is from the annotation of a GenBank genome assembly.